This is a messenger RNA of Ilex paraguariensis (yerba mate), 899 nucleotides long. NCBI's taxonomy places the organism in Eukaryota, Viridiplantae, Streptophyta, Magnoliopsida, Aquifoliales, Aquifoliaceae. The record is from the annotation of a GenBank genome assembly.
UUGUCAGCCUCUAGUUUUGGCCUUCCAGUCCUCAAAUCUAGCAAUCUGUUUUCAAUACCAAUAGAGAUCAAAGAAAAUCAGAAAAAAAUACCAUUUCAUAUGCAAUCUCUAUUGUCUAGUACAAUCAACCAAAGCAAUCCGGUACAACCGGUUUUGAACAUUGUAUUCCUUGAAAAGAGAAGCAAAAAUAAGAAACAGAGCAAGACAUUCUUAUAUUUAUUUAUUUUGUUAAAAUCACAGCCAUGGGAAGAAAAGUUCCUACAGGCGAAAAUCAGUCAAUCCAUCCAGUGCUAUUAUUGUCCCUAAUCAUGGCCUGUAUUGCUGCCACAAUUGCCAUAGUUUCAUCCCUCUGUGGUUCUUUAUCGCGAAAAAAAUCGCCUCCCUCGUCAGCUGCAAGAAAUAAAACAGCAGAAAAUUCGGAUGUCAUUAUUCCAACGCCAGAUGACGCAACGAGAUCAACAAUAGCAGCAGUCGAGUUAGGGGAAACCGCAGACACGGCUCAACAACAAAACACUGAAUUGCAACAACCACUGCCUCCUCCACCGGGCAUGCACCAUAUGAGGGCAGCUUCUUACCACCACUGGACCGAUUCAACAACAUCACAGGGGAAGCUAUCCUCAAGCAUGAGCAUGAGGGUGCUAGGAAGUGGGAUGACAUCAAGACAAUCAUCUCGAAGAGAGGACAAUGAUAAAAAGCGAGAGAAAAAAUUGAAGCACGAAGACUCAAUUUGGAAAAAGACAAUCAUAUUAGGGGAAAAAUGUAAAGUCCCAGAUGAAGACGACACAAUAGUUUAUGAUGAAAAGGGAAAUAAAAUCGAGACGUAUCAUCCAAAGACUCCUAGUUCAUUGCCACUGUCCCGGCAAACCUCAUUCCUUGACCCAAAUGCAAUUCCAAGAUGA